AUGGUGAAGGAAGGUGAUACUCUACCUCCCAAUGAUAAAACUACUGGUGCUAAUGUGGAGACCCUAUAUAAUACUACUCCUGAGAUCAACAUUGAUAUAAGAAACUCUCAAUUUACCAUGCUGAAUACUACGAAGAGUGGGAUGAUAGAGUUCUACAAGGUUAUUGACUGGGUCUAUUCAGAGAUAGAUAGUUUUAAGAACAAGCAGGAGGAUUCAUCCAGGAAAGUGGAUACCUUAGAAGCUAUUGGAAUAGAGUACCCAUAUCCGUUUAUGACAGCAGAUGCUCAAAAGGCGGCUGCAAGGACUUAUGAUUACAUUGUGGUUGGAGGAGGUACAGCUGGAUGUCCCCUGGCAGCAACUCUCUCACAGCACUACUCUGUUCUGGUAUUGGAGAGGGGAGACUCUCCUUACGGAAAUCCCGAUGUAGAGACCUUCAAAGGGUUUUCUAAAGUUUUCGGUGAUCCUAAAGAUUAUCCCUAUGUAAUGGAGGGCUUUGUCUCAGAAGAUGGAGUGCAGUUAGCAAGGGGGAGAGUUCUGGGAGGCGGAUCAGCCAUCAAUGCUGGAUUCUACAGCAGGGCCAGUUCUGAAUAUAUUCAGAAAAUGAAAUGGGAUGAGAAACUUGUAAAUGAGUCGUAUGAAUGGGUGGAAAAGUUGAAUGCAUUCAGACAAUACAAGCUUUUUCCUUGGAAUACUGCUGUCAAGGGUGGGCUUCUUGAUGCAGGAGUUCUUCCGUACAAUGGAUAUACUUUAGAACAUUUGGAGGGCACCAAGAUCGGUGCUUCAACUUUUGACUACAAUGGAAAGAGACAUUCAGCUGCAGAUCUUCUCCAGUAUGCAAAUCCAGAAAAUAUUGUAGUUCUUCUGAAUGCUACUGCAAGCAGAAUUCUCUUCAAUUUGGCGUCGGGUGAUCUUAAGGUCAAUGGAGUGGAGUUCAUGAGUACUAGUGAUGGUAUGCAUUAUCAAGUAUCACUUGACAAAUUCUCAAUCAAUAGUGAAGUUAUUUUGUCAGCGGGAACUAUUGGUAGCCCUCAGCUUCUCCUCUUAAGUGGAAUUGGCCCAACACAAGAACUUAAAAAAAUGAAUAUUACUACUAUUUUAGAUUUACCUUUUGUGGGGAAAAAGGUUCAAGAUAAUCCUAUGGUAAAAUUCUUAGUGGAAUCCCCAAAACCACUUGAAUUUGCACAAGUACAAGUAGUGGGCAUUCUAGACAAUUCACAACUCUAUAUCGAGUCUGCUAGCUUUCUCCAACAAAAUAAUAUGACGAAGAUACAAUAUUUAGGCCUUGUUGCAAGUAAGGUGGCAUUUCCUUCAUCAAGGGGUGAACUGUGGCUUAAAAGUAAAGAUCCUCAAGAUAACCCCUAUGUUCGUUAUAACUAUUAUUCACACCCUUCAGAUUUAAAAAAGUGUAUGCUUUGUGCAAAAGUAAUGGUUAAUCUAAGUCUUUCAUCCUUUAUUCAAGAGUUUGCAUUUACUAAGAAUGGACAAAAAGAACUUCAAUUCCGUGGAGCGAAAUUGCCAAAAGGUCAGUCAAAUGAUGAUGCAUUGGCCAAGUUUUGCAAAGAUUCUCUUGGGACAUAUUACCAUUACCAUGGAGGUUGUGAGGUGGGUUUAGUGGUUGACAAAAGGCAUCGAGUGCAAGGUGUUCCUAAUCUAAGGGUCGUGGACAAUUCAAUUUUUAAGUAUUCCCCUGGUACCAAUCCACAAGCCACUACCAUGAUGCUUGGAAGGUACAUGGGAAUUCAUAUCCUUCAAGAGUGUAUGAACCUAUAA
Molecule: messenger RNA, 1770 nt
Organism: Cryptomeria japonica (Japanese cedar)
Lineage: Eukaryota; Viridiplantae; Streptophyta; Pinopsida; Cupressales; Cupressaceae
Product: (R)-mandelonitrile lyase-like
Exons: 4
Coding region: 1-1770 (589 amino acids)
Molecular function (GO): flavin adenine dinucleotide binding; oxidoreductase activity, acting on CH-OH group of donors
Source: RefSeq, a predicted model, not a curated record